AUGAAUGUAGGAAAACGAGGUCAUCAAAUUAACGAUUAAACAAAAAUUUAAGGUUGUGGAACGCAAGGAUGUAAAAGCUCUGCAUCCAUGCACCAGCGAUGAGUUAAAAAGGCUAAGCAUGCAUACUCGAAAUUUCGUAACUAUUGCAGACCUGCCAACUCUCACGGUUCUGCCGUGAGUCUCACGAUUUUUUGUCAUUUCUCACGGUCUCACGACAAGGCUCCUCAAUCUCACGGGUUUUGGGAAAAAUCAUUCUGAAAUGAUUUAAGUUGUUGAAUCAGAAUAAAAAUGGGAAAUUAACGAGGAAUGCUUGUGCCAUAAAGUGAAAAACUUUUUUUACUUUUUUGUACCCAGCUGUGAUUUUCGCUUGUGUUCAAUAAACUUAAUCGUUUUUCUUCGUGUCUGUCCGCCAUUUUGAAAGGGGAGUAGGCCCUGGGAACGAGGUCUAAUUCCCAGGCGUCUCCCAUGUUGAGUUUCCCAGUAGUCUUUGUAAGUUCAGCGCGGGAAAGCGAUCGCAAUUGUAUAAAUAUGGCGAAAAGAGGUGGUGAUUUUUCAAUAGAAGAUUCGAAUUCUGACAAUGAAACGGACCGGGAAGAACCUACAACAGGGAACACAAAUAAAACAUUUAAAUAAACUGUUAAUGACUUUCCUGGAUGGAAAAGGGGUUUGCUUAAUCUUGAUCGGGAAAAAAAAUAGAAUCUCACUAUUUUUUAUAGAAUCUCCAGAUUUUUUUUCGUGGGUCUCCAGAUUUUCCUUUAUCAGGGGUUGGCAGGUCUGCUAUUGCCUCAUGAAUUAUUUAAAGCGAACCGUUUGUUCUCUGAAUUAAAACGUUACACAUACAAAAUUCAGUCUUACCUAGCAAAAGACAAAUAAAACGCCAGUAAAAAUUCUUUUCGUCCGUAGCUUUUAGCAUGGCAAAGAAAACAUGGAUACCUCCAAGAUUUAAGAAUGAGCUGCAUUGUGGGAUUGUAGCUGGGGGGCGUGGGGUGGAGUCAUGUGUCCCAGCCCGCGCUGGAUACUCAUGGCCUUGAUUACAAUGUCGUGCAGUUGGCGAUCGCGGGUAACGUGCGCAUUUAUUUUUUAAAUGGAUAGACAGGGCCACAGUAGAAAACGAAGUUACCGGAUUCUGAUGGACCGCUAGUCAGCAAAGUUAGGGAGCUUACGCAACGACUGCGACGGGAACAGCAACGCGAACGGCAAAAAGGAAUAGGUUUAGAUUAGAAAAACAACAACUUUGCACGUGCAUCACUCUUCUUCAGAAACAGCGAAAUAUUUUAAAUGAGCAAUAAACAGGAUCACACCGGAUAGCAACCCGGAGCGAGCAGCUCCCUUACUAGGCCUAUGUCACGGCAUUUUCACGGACCAGUUUAUUUUUAAACACACUUAAAGGAGCUGUGUCACGAAAUUCAGUCAAAUUAGGCAAUUUCAAAAUGCCCGUUAAAUUAAGAGAAACCUAAAAAUGACCGCUUAAAACUUUAAAGGAAGGUUAAAAUAAAAUAACAGAAACAACAGAUGCCACGGAUGGGCAAAACUGAAGAAGACUGAAACGGAUUGAAAUUAGGGUUUUUGUAAACUGUUCAGCCCAAUGGUUUUUCAAAGUUGAUCGCUGCUUCUCGCAACUUCAAAAAUAAUGCUCAGGAGACAUAUUUGUUUGUCUCGGAUCCCUGAUCUUGUCAUUAACAUGUAAUUUCUUUGCUUAUACUUUAAGUUCCAUAGCGACUGAGGGCGAGUAAUUGGCAAAAUUAAACAAAAUGAACUGGACUGCCGUGACACUGCCCCUUUAAGGGCACUUUUUCCCGCGAAAAGAGAAUGUUCACCAAGUCUAUCAGCUCGACUCGUAGGCAAGACUACGGAUGACGCGUAAGUGCAAGGCACGCGAAAAUAUGAGCACGUGAACUAAGAAAGGGUUUCCUCCCGUUUUGUUUGCGUAUUCGCGCCUUCUCAAUUUCGCAGACCCGACUAUCUCGGAGCCUGGAAGAAGCUACUGGAACCACUAAACGCCGAAACAUUUAAGAUCGUUUUAUGACCUAGCAGGGUCACCGACCCUUUGAAGUUUAUUCCCGGUAGCCAAUAGGAAACCGCCAUGCUAACAAAAGCCUAAUGCACUGACAAGUUAAUAAUUAUAUUGUACCCCUCUUUGUUAAUGGCUUGCUAUUAAAGAUAUUCAGAUCGUGCGCUUCCAUCAUUUUCAAUAAAGAGUCACUGACAGAGGUUCUUUGCAAAAACUGACUCUUUCACUGUGCAAAACCGGACAGGAGAAUUAAAGCGAAAUAGAGUUCAACAAUAUGUCAGCCGUUAUUCCUUCAGGAAAAAGCAGCAAGGAUUUGCAAACGCAGCGCAUCUUCGUGGAACAACUGCGUCGCGAACUCACAGUUCAAAGAGUGAAACUCUCAAUAUGCGUCAAUGAACUGAUACAGUACUGUGAGCAACAAGGAAAUGUGGAUCCUUUAGUCAGCCCCAAAGCUUCUCACGAUAACCCGUUCCGCAACUCUGGCGGUAAAUGUGUCUUAUUCUGAAACUGCUUUAUUCUGAGAGCUGUCUCAUGAGUUAGCAUCCAUCUCCAGGAAUUCUCAGUUAUCAUGGAACAUUUUUUGAAUGUGAAGAACAAAGAAUAUCGUUCUCUUCACCAUUUUUGUCUGUGGAUUUAAUUUUCUUGUAGCGCUGGUUCUUUCCCUUCUCCUCCUCCUGCAUGCAUGAUUUGAACGACUGUUUUACUUUGAAGCUAAUUGACAAGAAUUGUAGUAAUCCAACGUACAGUGCUGUUGUUAUAAACCUGUUCAAGUUGACUAUCAUAUUUGAAGCUGUAGACAAACUUUUUUAGAGCAACCAUUACUCGGAAAUCGAAACUUAUGAACAUCUAGGAGCUUUGUAUUGUUUUUCUGUAUAACAGAGAAGCUGAACUUCAAGUUGCAACUAUCUACGCCUGUAAAAAUUCUUCUUUGUCUUCGUUGUAUUGAUUAUCUUAGGCCAGGAAAAGCAAUAUGCAAAGAAAGAUUGUUGACAAUUGGAUCCUUUGGCAUGCUACAUUUGCAUCGAUCUCCGAUCUACUGAAUGCCAGUGAGAUCGACUAUUGUACGAGAUGUCACAGCAAAGGAGCAAAGCGAUAAUGGUCAAUCGAAAGCGAUUCAGUCUAGUUCCACGUCACCACUUUUUACUUAAUUAUGUGAGAUUUGGUUCCUUUUUUCAGGAGUGAGCUUUUGAAUUGGAAAAGAUUCAAAAUAGACCGAGCGAAACUGAUUUUACCAUGAUCAGGCUCAGUUGCUCACCCGGCGAAGUGAUGAUUGUGAAAAGUUAAUUUAAACUGAAUCAGUUUGUAUACUAAAGUCAACUUCCAUUAAAAAAGAAAAGAAAAGAACAGAGGGGUCCUCUUGUAUUAACUCUAAAAAUGUGGUUUUGUUUUUUUUUUGGUUGACUGCAGUAAGAAGGAUUUUCUGAAAGCAAAACUUAUUCGUGUUCGGUAAGUUGUUCUUAGUUCCUUGAGUAUUCGAGUUAUGCGGAUAGAAGUGCUUAAUUCAAGAGCAAACAAUUACACGUCCUUUUAUUUACAGGAAGGUAUUAGUAUGUACACACAAUAGAGGUAUUUGUUUUCUUUGUUGCUCACUUCUUACAUUCUAAAGAUAUGCAAAUCUAUAGUCGCGUCUUUGCAUGAUUAAAAGGGCAGUAGGGUCCAAACCUAUGCUUACCUUUGAAGCUACUUUAGCCUGUAGGACAGACAUCAACGGGGAAAAAAAAUAACUUUAAGCCAUUCUUCAGCUAUAUAUAGAUCCAACUUUAUGUGUUUCUUCAGGGGUAAUAAUAGGGAGCUUAAGCAACCGACGUUUAUUACUUUAACGUACGUCAAAUGUCAGUUACUGCUUUCCUGCUCGGGUGGAGUUGCUGUGCCCGGGGUACUUUAAAGACGUCCACGAGGGGCGAACCGCCAGUACACAGGCCAACUGUCAGUUGCAACUUUUUCCCCAUUAGUUGGUAGUGGUUCUGUCCCUUUUUUUGGCGGGGGGUGGGGGGAGUCGUCUCAUAAUAUAAUGCAUGGUAAAGACAGUUAGCAAAAAAAAUUUGAAGCGUCAAGGUAUAUUCGAAGGAAAAAGGCCCCUUCCACACAAAAAUGGAUACUCAAAUGACAUGCAGUUUCAAAUUAAAAUGAACAGAUUCGUGUAGACGGGACCUAAGCUAAAAAUCCUCCGGUUUGAGGCUAUGUUCAAGUUUCAAGUUUUCAAGUUUAUUUAUUUUAUAUAAAAACUAUUACAAUCCGAAAUCUGACUGACUUGCAGGUAGCUAAAACUAAUCGAGGCAGGUCAGUCUCAAAAGUUUUAAAAUAUUACAGAAGUCAAAAAAAGACAUUAACAAAGUAACAGUUUUCUUUAGAUAAAAAGGAGAGAAAUGUAUUAUUAACGUGGUUCCACAUUAAACCAAAAAAGGAAAGUAAUAUUAGGAAAACAAGUAACAAACUACUAUGAUGAUAGGUACUAGAUAUAUAUAGAGAGAAGAGUUGUAAGUUAAUAUGAUUUUUUAAGUCUGGCCAUGAUUUUGUCGUUAUCUAUACAGUUGACCGUUCGAUCGUUUUUUAGUAUUUAAUAAAGCUCCUUUACGUUUUUUUUCUGAAGGUCUUCUUUGAUAUGUUUUUAAAGUUAUUUGGCAUCUCAUUCCAUAUCUUUGCGCCAACACGAGAGUCUAAAUUUUUUUACGUAGAAAUUUUAUGAAGCUGAUGAGCGUGUAGAGUAGGGAAGUGAAUUUGAUGUCCUUGAAAAGUUCAAAAUAUUUAUCGGUGCAUUUCUUUCGUCUAUGUGGUGCAUUAAGUUUAAGACGGAUUCAAACUUUAGAGUUUACGAAAAAACGAAUAGCAUGAUCUUGUCUGUUUGCAGAAUAAAUUAAGCGUAGUGCACGUUUUUGCAGGUUGAGUAUUUUGUCGAUCAUACGUUUUACAGGCGUUUCCCUAAGAGAUAAGACCAUAGGUUAAGGAAGGUGUUACCAGUGCAUUGCAAAUGUUCACAAGAACAGAAGAAGGUACAAAUUUGUGUCUUAAUUAAGAUAGCAUACCAUUACUUAUCUUAGUGGCCGACUGUGCAUGACAAUAUGUUUUCUCCAAGAAAGAUUCUCAUCUAUUGAGACUCCAAGAUAAUUUAUGCAAUCUUUUUCUGUAGGGCCGGAAAAUGACAUAGUUAGAUUUUUUAGCAUUUAAUGUUAUGUUAUUUGCAUGAGUCAAUAGUAUCUUUCGUAAGUUUUUGACAGCGUAAAGGAUAUUAAGAUGGAAUCCACCAUGAAAUUGAGUUAUUUAAAUUUUCAGUGGACAAAAAUCUUGUACCAGAAUAAUUUAAAAUAUAUUGCAUUCUUUUUUACAUUUUUCAAGACCUAAAGAUGUAAUAAAUCAUCUGUAAUAACACCAAAGAAAAUUUAUUAUGAGAGCCCGAGAAAAUGAAUGUCAAAUUUCACAAAAUUACAUCUUUCACAUGAAAUUUACAGAUAUUUACCUGUGUUUUCACAAUUCUUGUGAAAUUUGACCUUCAUUUUCUCGGACUCCCUUGAGAAAUUUUCUUUGAUGAUGACUAAUAACAUCUUUAGGCCUAAAAAAAUGUAAAAAAAAAUGCAAUAUUCUUUAAAUUAUUCUGGUACAAGGUUUUUGUCCACUGAGGAUUAAAAUUACUCAAUUUCCUAGUGAAUUCCCUCUUAAUUUCUUUCUUUUUGAAAAAGAAAGAAAUUAAAUUUUUUAAAGCAAAAAUGAACAUCAUUUAUGUAAAGUAAAAAAGAAGGGGUCACAUUUUACCGGAUAGCUUUUGCGCUAGCCUGCGUAGCAGGCGCUUGGAGGUAGUGGGCACAAGAAAAAACGGGCGCGCGGGAAGGAGACAGGCGGGGCUCACGUGUCUCCCUUGCGUGCGCUCGUUCUCUCUUUCGCCCACUACUUCCAAGCACCUGCUACGCAGGCUACUUUUGCGCCGACAUGAAAACCAUAAAGGUAGGCGGGGCUUGUCUGUUCACAUAAGAACGGUGAUUUCGGUUGCGAUUUCUGUAACUGAGCGUAGCUGCGCCGCGCUGACCUCAGACUAAAGCUGAUAUUACGAGGGACGAUUAGCAACGACGAUUUCUAGCACUACACAGCGUUGCAAUAUCGGAACAAUGUUGUAGCCAUUCGAAACAAUGUCGCAACAAUUCUGCAACUCUAUGUUGCGCUAAAAAUCGUCGUUGCGAAUCGUCUCGUGUAACGUCACCUUAAAGAGGAGAGUUAAAUCAGAUCGGUGUUCAUACUAUACAGGAUACUGGACUACACCGGAUGCUAUCCGGUAUCAUCCUGCUCAUUAUUCAUUCAAAAUAUUUCGCCGUUUCUGAUUGGCUCCAUUCCCUCGGCUAAUUUUUCAUAACCAACGGGCGCUUACCAUUAGAACCUUUAUCCGUCCUGGAAGAAGCGAGCAACUUACCAAAUGCAACGAUUCGAUGGUAUAUUUGAUUGAAAACGGGGCUUCAUGGGCAAUAGACCAUUGACCAAAAUGGCUUUUACUGCUAUCUGAAGACGAAAUAGAUGAAUUUCUGACUAAAACUGAACGAAAGAAAUGCAAAAGUGCGCAAAACGUAUUGCUCGAUCUGAAUGUGAUCUACUUUUUUAAGAAGUGUCUACAAGAUAUAGCACAUGUUUGCGCCGAGAAAUGGGCCAAAGUUUAGUACAAAUGUAGCAAGUCUACGAGGAGGUAAGCUUGUUAAGAAUUUUUAAAUGAAUUAAUAAUAAAACAAUUAUUGAAUUCGGCGGCUUUCCGUCGAACGAUGUGAAGAAUUAUGCAGAUCUAGGAUGAUGUUAUCAACCUCGGCCUUCAACCUCGGUGGAUCUCUGACAUCAUCAUCGAUGAUAUAAUUCUUCGCAUCCUGUUCAAUGCUCAUUCAAUAAUUGCUAAAUAAAUGUGAACAUAGCCUAAACCUCAAGAAUUCAAGAGCGAGGUGUGCGUUUUAUGCUAAUUUGUAUGAAUAUUUACAGGAACGAUAUUCUGGCGAACUACUGCCCACUGACAUAUCAUUUUAGAAAUUAAGAAAUAACAUCAUACAACAAUUAUCGUAACUUUACCCAUACGGACACUGCAAUUUUACUGAUCAUGAGGAGUCGAACUGUGGCCACUAUCACAGAGCCUUGGUUACCACCUCUGUUGUCCGAUGCACUUUUACGCUUUUCUUUAUUCAUGUUUCCGACAACCUUCUUUUUCAAAAUAGCUGUAUAUACGUGGCGUAUAAGGUGUCUUGAAGUAACGAAUACACCGUUAAAUCAAACCGAACUUUAUGACCUCAAAGAAUUUUUUCAUUGUUCGUUUUAAUUAAGAUAAAUGCUUCAGAGGCUGUAAGAAUUAUUUCAGUUGUGUACAACGCAGAAAAGGAGAAAGGAUUGCAAGCCAGAGCCAAAGGGGAUCAUUGAAGAAAGGAAGCCUGAGCUCUUCAAAUGACGUAGAAAAAUAAACAUUACAGCAGCCAGUACGUCAGAAUUCUCGCACUCGAAGAAAGCCUUUUGUAUAAUAUUUCUACCGUAUAUAUUUUUUAGAAAGUUGCGAUACGUCCUCUUAGGGAUUUCUAUAAUUUAUUGAUACAGAUAUAGAUGUUAAUGUGGAUUCCGAAGUAGAUGUGUCCAAGGAUUUCAAUAAUAAUCUCCUCAGUUUAUGAUUGAGGGAAAAUUCCGUUUUCAUUUGACCAAUUAGAAGCUCAGCACGUGAUCAAUACCUUUUAUGGCAUGAUUGCGACCAAUAAAAAUCAGUCGGCAAGUUCUAACGACGCUGGUCAUUUUAGGGGAUCAAACUACCAUAAAUUGGGUUGUUUGAGGCGAUUCCAGGAUUGUUUCAGAGCUGAGUCCGGAACAGGCAGAAAAAUGAAAAGGAGAGCGAUCCGCAUAGCAUUUUUCUUAGCAUUUUUGGUCUUGUUGUCCCUUGUCCAGGAAAGCCACGAAAUCACAGGAAUUUUGAUUCCUCGCCGUAUUCCAAAAUGCCGUCGAGCAACCCACAGGAGAAAAGUUCGUUCCUGCCGCCGUGGAACGAUCAAGUCUUUGGUUCCCGUUUUCGUGUUCACUGAGUCCGAAAUCGAAAGACAAAAGUUUUUGAGGUAGGUAGCAAAUAUUUCACAAGUAUAUUUUGUACUCUUGACGCCGGAUUGCGGUGAAACGAGAAUCCAGCUUACCCCUGGAUUUUACACCGUUUUAUCAAACUCUUAAACGCUUUGCCCUGGCUAAAGCAAGUCCUUUGUCUCCUUCGAUGCGGUGGCAAGCAGCACAUUCAAAAAUUAGAAGACAUACUGAUCCAACUUCUCUGAUUCUCUCUAGAGCAAUCCAAUUUUAUUUAUUUGAGAAUCGCGCGAGAACUAAAGGCAGGUUGAUACUGGUGGAAGCGAUAAGCCAAAAGAGGAGAGCUAUUUACGGUGGCCAUUUAAUUUCGUCCAUUCAACUCCUCUCUCUCUUUAAGGACUGAGUUUUUUCAACAAAAUGCGAUAAAUUUUUUUAAAAUUCUUUAAGAGGACAUUCACCCCAUCUGAUAGACUGCUAGCGGUCCAUCGGGAUAUCGUUGUGCAGGCAAGCAUGUUGCUUGAAAGCGAGCGAGACGAGGGAAGGACGAAAAAGCAGGAGGGAGUACAAUCUCUUUUAUGUAACCGACACUUUCACAUGCACCUGACUCAGUCUGUUGCCGUUAUUUUCAUACGCGCGCUCGACGAUCUCUAAUGAGAAGAAUGGGGUCUGUGAGCAGCCUAAACGUGUGAACCAGUUAAAUACAUACUUGUGUUGUGAACCUCGUAACUUCUGUUGCCGUUAGUUAUUAGGCUGAUUUAGGAACAGAACGGGAACGUCAGUUGACGACGGCGCGCGCAAAUCAAACAACUGGCUUGACCAAUGGCGGAGCGGAAAAUUGGGUACCGGAAGUUGAGAUUAGUCCUUUCCGCGCGCUUUCCCGUCGUCAAAUGACGUUCCUAUUCUGUUCCUAAUUCAGCCUAUUGUUGUGAAUUAUUUGCAACGCUUUUCUUCGACGUUUAAAAAAUAACGCGCUCGCGAGUUUUUCGUGCGUCAAAAUACUCCAAAAUAUGUGCCACCAUUGAUAAUCUGACUUUGCUCACUCAGAAAGCCGCUUUGUUUUCAGUUUCAUAGGAGAUUACAGACAGUUCCUCCCUCUCCUUUCGUCUUCUCCCUCGUUCCUCGCGCCUUUCAUCAAUCUCGCUCGCACAUCAUGCCCACCCACGCGGCACUGACGAACUGUCAGUAUCUGAAGUUGAUCCUUUUUAGGCUCGACUCACACUUGCUGCUAUCCAAACUUCGACGAGUUUUCUUUGUUUCCUAACCCCUAUAUAUAUAGCCAUAUUAGUCUUGGCGACUGACAGCGGCAUCAAAAUUUGCAUGAUGCACCUCAUCACCCUAAUUUUUCGGUCAAAAGAGCCUCUGAAGUUCCGCUAAAAUGCCAACCAAUGAAAAUUUAGCGUCACUGGUGAAAGGAUCUUUUAUCCCGUUUCUUGACGUUUCCCAAAGCAGAAUUUGAGUUUAAUACCAGAGUACGGAUCGAGUUGGGAAAAAAAUUGUCCAAUUUUACCUAACUUCGCAAUGGAAAAUUGUCGAUUAAUCGAAAAACGUUACUCCUGAUUUGACGACAUUCAGGCUUUUUUAAAAUACAGAGAAGUGUGACGUCACGUCGACAGAGACAGUCAUUUGCAUUGUCGAACGAUGAAAAAAGAGUAUUCGCUGCUGUUUUGUUCCUGAGUGCAAUCACGCACAGGAAAGUCAUACAUCCGCAAUUUUUUAUUAUCAUCUCUGCCAUAUUUACAGGACCACGGAUUGUUGAGAUCCGCAUUAUGACAACGUGACGUAACGACUUCUCCUUCUCUAUUCUCGUUAAAAUGUUACACUGUAUAAAUUCAUAAGAACUGUUACACUCCAAAUCCAUGAUGGAUAUUUGUGAUUCAGCCUGUUGUCGUGUAGAGCCAUUUUAGCACAAUUUGAACCAAACCAGUCCUGUCAAAGAAUUAUAUAUUUCAGCGCCUAUUUUGGUGUUCAUCAACAUAGCCAUCCUUAUUAGAUCCUUCUACAUCUUUCUCGCAGAAACAGCCUCAGUGUAUUAACGUUUGUAAAAAGGACUUGCAUUUCGGUCAGCAGGCACAGGUAUUUUCAUUUCAAUAGCACUAUGGCCCUCACCGAUCAAAUGAAUAGUGUCUCGGCAUUCGUGGCAGCAGCAUAAAAAUAUGGACCCUUUAUUAUCUGAUAUGAAAAACGAAAAACUCGGUAGCUGCCUGAAACAGACACAAAAACACAUUUUAAUAACUGUCACUUUUGACGAGGAGAAGGCGUCACGUUGCCAUGGUAGCUAAAUUUAUGGAUCUCAACAGGCUGUGGUCCUACAAAUAUGGCAGGAAAAAACGAUGCACUCAGAACAAAACGGUAGCAGAUGCUUUCCUCCCAUCGUUUUACAAUGCAAAUGUCCGUCUCUUUCCAGAAAUAUUGUUGAGAUCCAGAAACCAUGCUACCACACCUCUCUCUAUUUUUGAAAUCGUGCGGAAACGUUGGAACAAGCCAACUCAUGCAAGCGCCAUCCUAUUAUGAUCUCUUAGCCAACUUUAAGGAAUCAGGGUGCGUACGAUCGAUUGAAUGUUAGAAUAAGAAAACACGGACAGCAGAUUGUCACAAAUUUGUAUUUAACGGGAUUUAGGAGUGACUGGAAUAAUACAUUUGCAUCUGAACGUUAUGUGCAUCGUCAGCCUUAAAAGAAGAUGUUACAAUUUGUUAUUAUCAAAGUCCAAAUAGGCGUUAAGUUAUGCCAUUCCUUUUUCUGUCCUGAAUAUUUCUUUCGAUCGGAAUGCUAGUUUCCUGAGUAUUUUCAUUCGCAUUCAAGGAAGCAGAGGGCAUGUUUAUUUAGAAGACUCGUCGUUUCAACUGAUACUUAACUGAUCUCCAAAAAUCCUACCCUCUGCUUUGAUUGGCUAAGCUUUUCGUUGUAAGCCUAAUCAAGACCUCGCUGUCUAUUAAACGGUCGGCUAUGACUUCUUGUUCGUUCGGUUUUCUGAUACGAAGCCACAAAGUGAUAACUGAACUUUGUGUCGUGCAAUUUUAGCUAAUUUUGGUCUGACAUAUAUCAUACUUGUGAUUGAAAAUCACGCGAAUGAUUUCAGAUCAAAUUGCUUUCCACUCAGUUCAAUCUCCGUUAUAAAUCAACAUGAUAGUAAGGCGACUCCCUCAGCUUUGCAAUUUCUUACAUUAUUCUUUGUCUUUCUUCCCUUUCUUUCUUUUUAAAGGAAAAUCGAGAGGGCCGAAAACGCUGCAGAGAACAUGGAAGACUUCUGGAUGCAAUAACCUGUUCUUUGGUCUUAAAAUUUUCAGUUCAAUUCAAUUCAAUUUUUGUUCACAUUCUUAUAAAAUCCUACAAUCUAAGAACAGAUAGUAGGCAGAAAUGUACUAACAAAUUAAGGCGAGCUGAGCAUGCAAUGCCAAGAAAUGUAAAUCGCUUUUUGAUUACGCUUCAACUGUACUGUGCUUUAGAAUAAAUGCUAUUACAGUAAAAUCAUAUACGAUGGUUUUGGUGCUGUCAUAUUCAAAUCAGUUGUCAUUGGUAUUUUUAAACCUUAAAUGGCUCUGUAUACAGUAGGCUAAUUUAGCAACAGGACGGGAACGUCCGUUAACAACGAGAAAGCGCGCGGAAAGGACUAAACACGACUUCCGGUGCUCAAUUUUCCGCUCCGCCAUUGGUCAAGCCAGUUGUUUGAUUUGCACGCGCCGUCGUCAACUGACGUUCCCGUUCUGUUGCUAAAUCAGCCUAAUAUUGGACAUUGGGGUUUGCUUGUAUGCGCAUUUUAACACCUUAUUUUCUUGGAAGAGAAGAAGUAGAGCAGCUUUCUAUUGAGUGCUGAAAAUUUUAAUCUUAUAUUCUGUUCGAUAGAGCUCUGUGCAGUUGAGCCUUCAAAGCAAUUUGGCGGCCAUAGCUGUGGUUCUGCGUUAUUCGCUAUUAUAGUAUCUUAUUGCACGCUAUUCUUUAAUUUUCAAAUUGUAACGUCGUAGCUUAACCUUUUCAUUAUAUGUAAGACCCUGAAGAAGCAAGGCCGUGCCUUCCGAAAUAUUGGCAAAAUUAUAUAUAUAUUCCCGACUGUAAAAAAAGCCUUGCCUCUUUUGUUUUUUAUUCGGGUCAUUAUUGUUCAGUACGGCUUUCAACUAGCUCAAAAUUUAAAAAACCAAUCAGAAGCAAAACAUACCCACAGAACGGAACAUAAAGAGAUUUCCUGGUAGGUUGUUAAACGGAGUUUAGCCGGAGCCAUUUAAAGACCCGCGUGCUAAGUCACGGCCCGUGCUAAGUCAGGGCGGCGCGCGCAGAAGGAAGGACCUGGGGCCUUGUUCCCCACUUUUUGCGAUAAAGAAAAACAUACUUUUGCUAAGUUCUUCACUAAAUAAGUUUUUUGAUACUAGACUAAAGAUCUCGUUUCUAUUCCCGUCCACAAAAGGGAAUUAUAGAAAGUAGAGUAAAGAUUAAUAUAGGUGAAAAUUAUGGUUAAUGACUGGGAAGAAGUGAGUUUCUGUGCUACUUAAUAAUGCUUUUUCAACGUUCUUUGCGCCUGGAAACCAGAGGCGAUUUCAUUGGUGAUUUUUGCGCGAGGUUGAGUUACCAAAACAGAGCUGAGGCGAUUAAAGUUUUCUUUCCAUGCACUCUAUGGAACCGCUGAAUGUCACAAAAUUGCAGCUAAAAUCGCCACUUAAAUUAAAUUCAGGAAGAGUCGCACAAAAGCCAGUAACCUUAUCCUUCGAUCACUGGGAUCGACUUUAGAAAGCUUGCUCACAUGACUAUUUUAUCUGCGUGAUCUCUUCAAAUUGCUUACCAGCAACAAAGACCAAUACUAGCUAAUUGUUCCUGUACUCACCGGGCUUAAUUGAUUAUCAGUUUAGAAUAAUAUUGAGAUCGUUCGGAUCGUACUGGCCAAUCACAUUUCAGCAUGUCCUGGAGCGUAUUAAGUGGUAGGUUUAUCUUUUUUACUUAGCCUGAAUUAGAAAGCUUAAUAGUACAGGUUUCUUUUCCAAUAUCACUGAUCCAUCAUAAGCAAACGUGAUAUAGCUACUGAAUGGAAUCUCCAACGAAGCGGGGUGGUUUUAUGAAAGAACCUUUCAGCAAAAAAGUAACUUCAUCCUUAAAAUCUAGAAUCGAGCCUCCUGCUAGAAUUUAAUCACUCUAUAAAUUGAUUAAUCAUGUUCUUUUAGUUAGAAAAAAAAAAGAGAGAGACAGAACUCUUGAGCGCUAGAAACGGAGAUCGGGUAAAAACAAUUCCAUGCUUCCAAGUUUAAAUGACUUUCAAGAUCUUGUAAACUAUAUUUAGUUAUUUUAUUUACUCGGAAACUAUAUCCAGAUAAAUUGAUGAUACGAUAUAACACCAGACGCUUUAGGGAUUUUUAAAGGAUGAUAUCAAAAUGGAUCAACGGCUCAACCAUUUAUUUUUUUAUCGUAACACAGAUGGCCUGAUCUCUCCUAGCAGUUGUCUCCCAAACAUUAUCAGUUCAGUAAGGUUUUCAUUGCCGUUUGACCUUUUCGCUCACUGCCUAGAAUGACACGGUAAACAUGCAGGUAAACAAUAUACUGUAAUACAAUAUCAAGGGAAUAAUUGCUUAUCCAAAGCCUCAAAUCGCCCUUUAGAAAAAUUCGUGAAGGAACUUUUUUACUGGGGAGUAAGACCUGUUAACUGAAUUUUAUGUCAAAGAUCGUAAAAGGUCAGACUCAAUCGCCUUUAUUUGGACCUUUUGCAUGCAUGGCGACUACCAUGUUCAGGCUCCACAUUAGGUUAUUGUUCUCUCCAAUAUCUUCAACAAUGUCCCCGUUUGCACUUUCCCACUUAAUUUGGAAAUUUUCUUUGACAAACUUUCAAAUUAUGUACUCUUAAUAUGGGAUGUAGUUUGCAUUUUUACUGAAUAGUUCAUCUACGAUGGCGAGCAAAUUUCCUAUUCCCGGCAGCCCCUCUCUGAUGUACAAAGGCUAAUGCCAUGGUAAGGGGUAUGGGCCGGGGGUAUGGGAACAAUUGGAAUUCACGCCUAUCAAGCCAUACCUACCUCUCGAUACUUCCACCAUGUUUGCAUGUCAGUAUUUCAUACAAAAAAUCAAAAGUUACACGCUUAUUGUACAGCAUAGUAAACAGUACCUCACGAAAGUACCUUUCAGUGGCUUUAUUCUAUACACUCAACAGUUAGAACUACUUUGUACAGCAUCCAAAGCCUCACCGUGGAAAGCAUUGCUUAUAGCCACUGUAGGAAGUAGGAUUUCAUUCACAAACUAGCCAAACAGCCGUUUUCAAUUGAAUGAUCCCGUAACACUUAGGGUAAUAUUGUUAAUUGAAAGUUAGAACCAACUUGUACAAUGCAGCAGCCUCUAUAUAUCCCAAAAUGAUGCUUAGUAGGUUUUUACUUUAAUGGUGACUCUAAGGAUUUUACUUUUCGACCACCUCAGUGAAUUUAAACUGAACUGACGUUGCAAUUGUGCAAAUCAAUAGUCACUCCGUCAUGAUAGUAAGGACUCGCAAUAUCACCUGCACACUGAUCACCACUCCUGCGUGUUCUAGUACUGGCCCAAUCGAUCACUUACUGGGAAUCGUGUAAAAGUAAGUGCUAUUGUAAUAUUGACUCUGAAAUUAAAACGAACAUGCAUAAGAAUCGCGGGAAAUAUAUUUUUUUAGAAUUGCUUGUUUAUUUUCCGAUAUUAGGAAUAUUAUCCAUUUUGCCUACAGUACGAUAUAUAAAUGGGAAAAAAGACAAAAUCAAAACGAAUGUGUGAUGAAUUAAAGCUCUCGACAACUUGAAGCGAACUUGGGCGUAGGUCAUAGUUGAACAAAAUGGAGCGCGGGUUCCUUAUAGGAUUUGUAAUUAUUCUCGCAUUAACUUCCUUCUGUCACAGCUUAUCGAUAUCGGAUUUUGAUGAAAAUGACGAAAGUUUAGCGGACAGGAAACCUCUUUUGGAGAAACUUGGCAUGGAAAUGUACAGGUAAAAAAAGUAAAAUAAUAAUGAUUAUUUUUUUCAAUACUAUCUUCACCUCUUCUUACCCUGGGUACCAGGGUUUCCUGCAUGUGCUUGCCUUUAUUAUACUGUAGAUGAUAGUUACAGAGUUGACUCUGUUAACGAAAACCUACAAUAAGACUAAUGAAUGUUUCCUGUCCUCACGGCAUUGUUUAUUACGAUGUACAACUGAAGGUGCAUGGACGUUCUAACUUUUACGUUUGGGGAAAAAUUUUUUUCGAAAGCUACUGAGCAUUUGAAGUAUAUUCUUGUCGGGUAAAGGUUAUUACAAUGUACAAGGUGGUUCAAACUUUGAGUCUUUGAAUGAAAUCCUUCAGUUGAAAGCCUAAAGGAGUAGAUUCUUUUUGCUUUUGUUAUAAAACUGUUCAUAAUUGCUAGGAUGAAAUUAAAACUAUCAGAGACUAAUACGUUAUAUUAAAAAGUGUUAUUUUUGCAAGGUAUUUCGAGUAAUUUUAACGUACAAAGUAAUCUUGAAAUUGAUAAAAAGUUAACGAAACCCCACCAAGUGUUUUAGAUAAGUACAAACGAAAAGCAAGAACAAAUAGAGUAAACUAUAACCGAAGGAUUUAGGAUGGUUACGAGGGGGAAAGAUUGAGGAUUACAAAUGUCCGAAACUUGAAAAACUAAAUAACACUGACCUUUUUCAAGAUACAGAAGCUGCGACUUAGUCCGAAUAGUCUGGAGUGUUCACUUGUCGUUAUGACGAUUUAGGCUAAUCAGUAUGUAAUAUUUUGAUCUAAUAUCAGGGAUCCUCACUGGAGCCCGUACGGUAAAAAGCGAUGCUACUGCAGAUAUGGAUAUGAAGGAAAAGGACCCAUGAAUCCGUGGGGAGGGGGAUUUCCACCAUUCGGACCGUUCCGACCGUUCCCACGGGUUAGGUAUGGACCCCGUCGACGCCCUUCUCGUCGCAAGGGAAGCCAGACAUCUGAUGAUGAAGCGGAAUAG
Molecule: messenger RNA, 15905 nt
Organism: Porites lobata
Lineage: Eukaryota; Metazoa; Cnidaria; Anthozoa; Scleractinia; Poritidae
Source: the annotation of a GenBank genome assembly